This is a messenger RNA of Triticum aestivum (bread wheat), 2184 nucleotides long. Its product is annotated as ubiquitin-conjugating enzyme E2-24 kDa. Lineage: Eukaryota; Viridiplantae; Streptophyta; Magnoliopsida; Poales; Poaceae. The transcript is spliced from 7 exons. Bases 1 to 906 code for a protein of 301 amino acids. The record is from RefSeq and is a predicted model, not a curated record.
AUGAACCGAUUUGUUUUCACCACGCAAUUAAAUUUAAAGAAAAAAAAAGAGGAAAGAGACACGGCAACGGUACACGCAGGGGCAUCAGCUGCGUGGAAAACUCCCGUUCCGCCGCCGCCCCCGCUCCGGAUCCACCCUCACUUAUUAUUACGCCACGCGCACCUCCGCAAGGACAAGGCUCCGCCCGCCGCCACCGCCUCCGCCCCGGCUAUAAAGCUCCGCCCUUUGGCCGGCCCGCCCCUCCUCUCUCCGUCCGGGCCGCGCCUCUCGCCUCCUUCCUUCGUCCUCCGGUUCCAAGUCCACCGUGCUCCCUCUCCUCUCCGCCUGCGGGGCCGCGCCGCUCCCCGGGGGCGUGGGGCGCGGCCAAGUGGCGGGGGCACCGGCGGCGUGCGCCAGCUGCGCGAGCUCGUCCUUGACUCGUGCCUCUCCUCCCCUCGCGUCUGGGGAGGCGAUUCGUCCCCGGUUCUUGCCUCUCCUCGUCUCGCGUCUGGUCCUGUAGGUGAGGACAGUUUCCACUGGCAGGCCACUAUCAUGGGAUCCUUGGACAGCCUGUUUACCGGUGGUCUAUUUUUGGUGAACAUACAUUUCCCACCGGAUUAUCCCUUCAAGCCCCUGAAGGUCUCUUUCCGCACCAAGGUGUUCCACCCAAACAUUAACAGCAACGACAACAUUUGCCUUGACAUUCUCAAGGAACAGUGCCCGGCUUUGACCAUAUCAAAGGUCCUCCUGUCAAUCUGUUCGUUGCUGACGGACCCCAACCCCAAUGAUCCUCUGGUGCCUGAGAUCGCUCACAUUCACAAGACUGAUUGGGCCAAGUAUGAGUCCACAACACGCUCCUUGACACAGAAGUAUGCCAUGGGUGGAUGUAUAGGCAAGCAAUGUCGAGAGAGUUCUUCUCACCUAUAGCUAAAGUCGAAGACGACAAAUCAGGUGAAUUAUUGGAGUUGCUGGACAAUAAAUCAUCGGUCAUCUGAAUCUUCAUUUGUAAAUAUGACUGCUGGUGCUGCUGCUGAUGCUAGCCAUCGGCUUGGAACUGAUGAGAGACAACCGUUGUUGCCAACUUGAAACAUAUCCCAAAAUAAGUGACUCAACUUUGUACUAACUUUGUACUAAAGUUAGUGCAAAGUUAAGUCACUUAUUUUAGGACAGAGGGAGUAUUUUUUAGGUAUGAAUGGCUUACCUCUCCUCCUCUCGCGUCUGGUGAGGCAAUUCGUCCUCGGUUCGUGCCUCUCCUCCUCUCGCGUCUGGUGAGGCAAUUCAUCCCCGAUUCCCUCUCCUCUCACCUCUGACUUUAUAUUGCUCGACCCCGCUUGAUUCAUCCGUUUAGAUUAGAAGAAUCGCGUCUGAUUUGUCAUUUUGCUCGUUCUCGAUUCAUCUGUCUUAAAGUGUGUCUGAUUUGACUGAUUUUGCUCGUCCUAGAUUCGCCCGUUUAAAUAGAAAAAUCAUGUCUAGUUUAAUUUACUCGUCCUCCUCGUCACUAUAGAGUCGCUCGUGAUAUGAUUUUGCUUGUCCUCGUUGUUGCCCUGAUGCUCUCGCGUGUUCUUGGGGCCGUCUCGUCAGGGGUCUCCGUCCCUGCGACUCUGGGAGGAAGCGGGCGAGUGAGCGAGCGGUCGGUCGGUCUGAUUUGCGAACUAAAGCCUGUUUGAGAAACUUCUGUUCCUGCGUUUCGUGUUCACGGUGGAGCGACGGUUCCUGCGUUUACUUGUGCGUGCGCUUCUGUUAUCUGACUAUCCUGCGUUUCGUGUUCGUGUCGGGGCGACGGUAGCAGGAACGAUCGGUUCUGGUUUCCGAAAUUGGAGCAGUGUCAAAUCGUUCCCUCUGUUCCAUCACCUGCUUUGUUCGUUGGUUAUUUUCAUAUCUCAAACGCAUGCGCUUGAUACUCUGGUUGUCCUCUGACAAUUCUUGUUGUAUUGACAGGCGUGUGUGCUCCCAUCCUUGAUGCAGAGAAUCCUUUUCUUGCCUGUUAUGGUUGUUAUGAUGCUGUUCUUUUCAAUUGUUUAUUGUUAUCAUGCUUUGCUUGUGUUCCCAUAUGGCACGAUUGAUUGAUUGUUGUUUGUUGUUUGAUUAAUUGCCUUGAGAUGGAUUGUUGUUUGUUGUUUGAUUGAUUGGCUUGAGAUGGAUUGUUGUUUGUUGUUUGAUUGAUUACCUUGAUAUGGAUUGUUGAUUGUUGUUUGAUUGAUUUCC